AUGGCAAGCAUCCUGUGCAUCAUACUGAAAGAACGAAUGCAAUGGAAACGACUCCCAAACUUCCAGUUGUCUGGGGGGCUCGGAACCACCCGGGCCCGUGCACCCGGCCCUCCGCACCACCUGCCUGGCUCCCUGCCCCGGACAGAUCAGCGCCGCCAAGUUGGCGAAGACGGACGGACAGAGGACACGGACACACAGACACACACGCACGCGCGCGCUCCAGAUGAGCACUUACUCGCCCGCGGCCCGGACAGCUGCUGCAGGAGCGUGCGGGGGGCUCGGGCCGGGCCCGGGAAGCCCCGUCUGCGGCGGGCUGUGUUCAUAGCUCUGGGUCGGGUCGGGCCGGGCCCCCGGGCCGAGCUCCCGAUGCCAGCCGGGGCCAAGGGUCUGUCGGCGUCACGGGCGGAGAGGAGGGAGGGGGCGCCCAGCGGGGCAGGUGGGCAGGGAGCGAGCGAGCGCAGCAGCAGCUGCAGCUGCGGCCGAUGGAGCCGCCGCUGCCUUCGCUGCCCCGGGCUCGGAGGGGCGGCUGCGGCUGGAGGACGGGGCGUCCUUCUGGCCGCACGGGCGCCGCCUCCAGCCCGGCCCGCUGUCCUCCCCGGCUCUCGCCUGGCGCAGGCGGCAGCGGCGCCGCAGCACAGGUGGCUCCUGCUCCGUGCGCUCCCGGAGCGCCCCAGCCAGCCGAGGCUCUGCAGCGCCCCCUGCUGGGCCGCGGCGGGGGCGGGCGGCCAGGGUCCUAGCCUGCGGAGCCCACAGCGAGCGCUGCUGCCGCCGCUGCCCCCGCUCGCUGCCCCCGCCGCUGGCCCGGCCUGGGCCACGUCAGCCUGGCUGCAGAGGCAGCUGACCGCAGAAUUCGAGAACGCUUCCCGUCCCAUCCACCUGGCAUCCCACACCCUCGGUCCACCCACACCCACUGCAACAGAGACCUCGCGGAAGAAAUUUAAACCACAUGGGAAGAGGAUGAGAUGAAGACCAUUCCUCUUGCCCUAUAUGCCACUGGAGUUGUCCUACAGGUGCUUUCAGUAAGUCUACAGAAGAUGAAUUACAUCCCAAUGCUUUUCUUCAAUUAUUGUACGCAAGCUUUUUAUCCUAUAUGUGCUGAUCCACAGAACUAAAUAUACAACAUAAUAGCAGCAUAAUGACUGGCCCUCAAAAUGUUUGAUGGGGAUUUUGAAACUCAUCAAAAAUAGGAAAAGAACAAGAUGCAGAAAAUUGUGGAAAGAUGACUUUGCAUUAGGACCUAAAGGAGCCCAGAUCCCUACCCACUCCACUCCCCAAGCAUCCCAGUGGUAGGUUCAAUGAUAAAGAAAACCAAAGAGAAACAGCUAUAAACUCCUUCAUCCAGUCCAGGGCUACACAUUGUCAGAUUCCUGUGGAGGCCUGAAUGGAGACAGGUCACAGUGGAUGGAAAGAAGGCUUGCAAACAGUGGGCACUGAAAGCAUAAGACAGCAACAGAGCAAUGCCUCACUCAGGGUUAGACUCAUGCCCAGGGGGCUUGGCACCAGAUAGCCCUACCUGAGGCAAAGCAAGGGACAGGGACAGGCCCGACUCCAGCAGCUUGCACUUGAGCCACAGCAGGAUGCAGAUUCAGCAUCCAGGCAGGCCAGCACCCAGGCAGGCCAGCACCCAUGAAGCCCAUGGUCUGAGCCAUAGAAGAACCACACUGGGACAAAGAGCCAGGGCAGCACCGAGGAAGCAAAGCACUUGCGGUCUUGCAGGAGGCACAGACUACAGUAUGGGUCCUGUCAGAUUCACAACAAGGGGGAUGAGAGCAACUCUAGGUUUGAUACUAUCCAAGAAGGAGGCAGAGAGGGGCCAAGCCCAACCCCCAGGUCAUCCAUCAGUAGAAAGCCAGAACUCUCAGUAACCACAUCCAUGACCAAGGAGAGUCUACUCAUUCCAUGCAAGAGCAGAAUCUGACACAGGAACAAAGCCUCAGUCCAGAAAGAGAGGCCGGAGACAUAAGCAAAUAGAAGAAAAUGCCAAACAGAAUGAAGAAAUACUACAGACUGAUGCAAGCCUGAGAAGCAGACCCAGAAGAGAGGGCACCUCCAUAUAAAUCCAAGUAGAGCCUCUGAGAAAAUAAUGGAUUGGCCACAAGGACAAAAGUACGUGGCAGGAAUGAGUGAAAAGAUAGAAAAUAUGGUAUUAGGUGAAAUGAGGAGAAAAGAAGGGCAAGGAGAAUUAAAAUAUUAGGACAGUGGUAAACCUUACCCAAGCACUGAAUUCCCUGAAAACUUGAAGGGGCCAAACAGAAAGCAACAACCCUAUGAGACAACAAGAAGUUUGUGAUAAUCAAUAUCUGAUUUAGUGAGAAAGUUACAAAAUGAUCCUGUUUUAUAAUUGAUUCUAUUUGAUGUCAUUGCUGACAUUUUAUUUAACUGGCUAAAUCAUGUUGCUUUGUCUGAAUUAAGUUCAGAAGUUUAUAGGUUUCUAAGUUCAUUCUUCUCUGAGUUAAGUUUAAAAUUUUAGUUUCCCUAUGAAAUGGGAAAGAUCACUAAUCAAUGCUUUGAGUGCUUUGCUUUAUAGUCAUUUGUCAGUUGUAAUUAUCUUUAUAGAAUAAGAAGUAACUGGGUGAUCUGUAGGAAGAAUAUAGAUCCAGGGAAAAUCUGUGUCUAACCAAAGUAUGAUAUAGUCCUAGGGAAAUUCCUGUGUUAGUUGACCUAAGGAAUAUAACUAUAAUUAUUAUAAAGUGUGUAAUCAUUUAAUCAUCUUUAUAUUAAAACAUAAUGAGCUUCCCUGAACUGACAAUGUCAAAGGGCCCUGCUUGAGCCAAAAGCCCACUUCAGUAAAAGGGCAAUGACCAUUUACAACAUAACUAGCCCAUUUGUACCAUGCGUGAAUCAAGAGAACUAUAAAUAACUGUGAAUCUUGUAUCUCAGGGUCUCACACCAUACUGGGUGGACUAUAGACCACAACCUUUGUUUCCCUUAAUGAAAGUUGGUUUCUUUUCCAAGAAAGACUUCUCAGUUUCUUUUUUACACCUCUAAAUCACUUUAAUUCAAAGCAACCUGUUAUCUCUAGACUACUAGCUGACCUUGUACAGAGGAUAUUUGUUAUCUAUUAUAUUAUUAAUUAUUCUUGCAGGUGAACUAAAUCAAUCAGAAUUCCCAGGCAGCAAGAUGGAAGGAGGGGUUGUUGCUGGCUCUGCAUUCCCUAUUUCCAACUAAUCAUAUUGUUCCAUCACACUUGUGAUGCUUCUGACUUUGCAACCAAUUGUACUGUCUUCCCCAUUUAUGAUGAUGCCUUCUGUUUUUUGUAUGCUCCUCCUUUUUUCUAUAAGAAUGACCUGUCAGCCCUCAUUCAAGGUCUUAGCUUGCUUGGGAGGCUGAGACCCUGCUUACUGGCAAAUUUAUACUUUGUU
This is a messenger RNA of Phascolarctos cinereus (koala), 3362 nucleotides long. Lineage: Eukaryota; Metazoa; Chordata; Mammalia; Diprotodontia; Phascolarctidae. The record is from RefSeq and is a predicted model, not a curated record.